CCAGUGUCUAGCCCCGUAACGGAAAGUCAAGUAAUCUACAGUACGCCAACGCCAGCGCUAACACCCUCAACCCGCUAGGGUACUUUUCUCUCCCCAUUCCGUGCAUCUUCUGUACUCAUCGCAUUCUUUGACGAGGUCGCUUCUUCGUUCUCUUCCUCUCCUUAGUCUCUCGUUCUGUCAUAUUUCGGGUCCCCGUCGCCCUGUCUCUCUUUCCUUCUACUCAACUGUACUCGCCAUUGCACUUUCGACCAGAAACACGCACUCCCCUCUUUCAACUUCCAAUCGCCUCCCAAUCAAUUGGCCCCAUUUCCUUUUUCUCGUGUGAUCAGUCCAGCCAUUUUGCCUCCAACCCUCGACUGCCGCUUGAUUGGUGUUUGAUCCCCUGCGACCCAACCACUUUUCGACCUACUGUACGCCGAAUACCUCGAAUCGCGGAGACUACUUGACACGCGCUACUCGCAUUCCGUCUACUUCAGGAGGCAAUCCGUCGUUGCUCUAUUGCUCUCCCCGCCAUAUUCGCACCAUCUUGCGCCAAACGGCCAUGCCGCUCUUUCCACUCUCCGGUUAAGGAAUCUCCACAAUCGUUUACUCGGUCCUCUCCCUCGCCAUUCGCUUCGCUCCGAGCAUAUCUAGGCCGGUAAUCGCUCUUUCUAUCGCCGACAGAGUCUCGGUCACUCUUAUUUCAUAAUGCAUCGCUUUCGCAAGAACAAAAAGGUCAAGGAGACAUUGGAUGAGUUGGAGAAUGGACCAUCAACCUCGACCUCGCCAUUUAGUUUGAAGCCCUCAAAGAAGAAGGAUGCGGCAGAGGAACAAUUCAAACUGGACCUAUCGGGGGCGCUCCCUUCCUCGGAUGAUUUCCGCACGAGUCUGCUCAUGCCCAAGCUAUCCGCUCGGUUCAGCAUGUUGAGAGAACAGGAUGACCCAGAUACCAUGAUUGGGAAGGCCAGCGAUGAUAGCGUUCUGUUCCCCAAGCGAGCCUCACGAUUGAACCUAUUCGGCCACAAUCCCAGUAUGUUGACGGAUAUCGACGAGGUAUCAUCCAACGACGGCAGUCGUCCUUCGAUUGCCCUGGGACGAGCAGAUUCCUACGCGUCUGGCAUGGAAGGAGGAUACGGUACCGACGACGACCGCUCGCAAAGUGGGAGCAUCAUGAGCCGAGCUCGUCGGGCGGAAGGUAACAAUCUUUUCGGUGGCCGCCAAAAAGUGUAUCGCAUCCCGGUCCGCUCGCCUGCGGCGACAUCGCCCAGUUCAACGGAGCCCAACCGCGGUAUGGGCAAGUUUGUCUACGAACAUGAUUUGAAUAUGUCCGCCUUCCAGAAGAUGAGGCACAAGGAGAAGGAAGAACAGCGACUUGCGGAGGAGGCAGCCCAAGCAGAGGCAGCCCAGGAGACCGCGAUGCAAGAAUCAGAGGAUGCGACUUCAACUUUCUCCACAAAACGCACUACCUACUCUUCCACGGCGUCCGGGCCCACUAGUAAUGCUCGUACCUCGACCGCUGCCACUUCAAUCGACGAAUCCCUGCCAAGUGCCUCUCAGCCGUCAACGGCUUCCGCGCCUCCUCCAGAAUGCCCAGCCGAUGCUCACCCACAAUCCGCCAUGUCUACACCCCGUAAUGGCUCCGUUCGGUCUCGUCGUCUCUAUGGACAAGGCCUCACACAGACGGCUCAGAAUCAACAGUCCUCGACUUUGAACCGCCUGGAAAGCCUAAGCCGUCAGCGUGCCGGAACGCCAGAUCUGCUUCCAUUGAACCGUAAUUUCUCUCGCAGCGCCACCAACCUGCGUGAUCGCCUCCAGAAGCUGAAUAUCAUCGAACCGGCUGCCACGUCUCGGUCCACCAGCCCUCCCUCCUCGGCAACUUCACCCAAGCAGCCCAUACUUCCCGAGGCUGCUCUAAAAGAUCGUAUUUCGCCCACUGCGGCUAGCUUUGGGGUCGCACCUCCCCUGAGCCCGCCAACCAGCGAGAAUGAGGAUGGUAACAACUUGCUGGCAGCGGCACUUAACCCUGAAGAUCAUGGAAAAGCCACUGCCAUGGGUCUCUUCAACCGGCCUGCCACCGGCUUCGAUGAGCAGCAGUUCAUGCACCGCCAAUUGCAGAUGCAUCAGGGACGCAGCACUCCGCCACGACGCCCGUCUCCCCCACGCCGUGUUGCGCCACAGGAGCCAGCUGGCCGCUCGCGGGGCCUUUCCAAGUCUAGCUUUCGUUCGAGAGCCGGUUCUGCUUCUUCUCAUUACAGCAGCGACGCCCACCACAACAUUGAUCACUCACGAGCAUCUAGCGUGGAGGCCUCACCGGGUCGCCCAGGCAUGACAACCUUCUAUGCCAACUCGACUGCCAGUGAUUCUGGAGACGAGAACGAUAAUCGCCGCUCGUACGAAGUCUCUUCCGUAACCUCUAUGGCCGCCGAAUUUGGCCACCCGCUGCAACAUGCCAGCACCGCCUCCAAGCCUCACACUCCCACGAGCGAGCAUCUGGAAACCCUACCAGAGGUCAGAUAUUCGGAUCUAGGCGACCUCAAGCCUAUCGAGGAAGACGACAGCCUGGAGAACGAUUUCUCAGCUCAGCAUAGAGAUGGCAACACUCCUGAGCGGCCGGAUUCGCCAACAUUUGGCCUGAAUGGCUUCAUCCAAUCUCACUUGCGCCAAGUGAGCAACCAGUCCUCCAUCUACCCCCCACCAUCCCCAGGCCUACCACCUCGGGAUCCCAAUGCAAACGACCUUGCUACCGACGAGCCUAUCUCUGAGGUAACUACUACCUCGACUACCCCCGACGAGACGCUUUCGACUCUCGACAUGAAAAUUGAGCCCUCAAGCCCAAAGGCUGCGUCCCAUCAAUCCUCCGAAAUCACCGUGAAUCGUUCAAGUGGAGGCUCCUCUGAUGCUUGUGCACCGCCUGAACACGGCGUCGCAGCCCCACACUCCACGAAUUGGAAGGAUGAGCUGGUCUAUCACCACCGUCGGGACGGAAGCACUGAGACCCAAAAGGAGCGCGAAGAGUUUGCUAUGGAACUUGCCGAGCGGCGUCGCAAGGUCCAAGAGAAGCUUCGCAGCGUCGCUGAGAGUGAAAGCCGUUCUAGCAGCCCGACCCCCGGCCGACAGACUCCUGAUCUUGCUGGGUUCAAGGCGGGCAAUGCUUUCUCCCUCCUGAAGCACAAGUCCGGCAAGCAAGGUACCCCUCAGCAGGACGCCAAAAGCAAGAUGUAUGGAUAUAACAGCGGCUCUACUCCCGCCCUUGUAUCAGAGGAUUCUUGGCGCGAGGAGGAACGCCCCUCUUUCAACCUUGGUCGUCACUCCAACUCCAGCUCUCCGAUUGUUGGAUCAGAACGGUCAAUCCGGUCGCGUAUGCCCACCAUCGGUCGCAACAGCAACGAGGAUUCUCGCGAAUCUAGCCGCAGCCGGGGUCCCUCCCCGCAUAAUGCCUUCCGAUCUCGCUCCGGCUCGGACGCCUCUGGUCGGUCCAAGAGCCGAUCUCGCUACCGUGAGCGCGAUGAUCUCGAGACUGUGAAUGAGGGUGCCGUCAUUGCUCACGACAAUUUCGUGAUUCCUCCAAACUUCGAGUCACCUUCAGUCUCUAGCUCAACCCGCCCCUCAAUGGAGGUUGAGCCUCUCAUGUACGAUCGUUCUUCUUCUGCCGCGUCUGGCCGAUACCGCAGCGCCAGUCGUUCAGGGACUCCAAACUUUCAGUACGAGCGACCGUUUGCGUACCAGCAGUCGCACCCUCCCUCUAUCAUCGGCGCUACACCUCGGGCCCCUCCCGCUGCUCCUGCAUACUCUGCCAACGCCACCCCUCCGCUGAAUGAGGACCAGUCUCCGACCGCGACUAUGUCUUCGGUGGCCAAUAGCGCACAUGCCCUACCCCAACGUGCUCCCGGUAGUAACUUGCUCCAAAAGCGCAGUGUCAACAAGAAGCUCAUCUCCGAGCCAACCUUGGUGUCCUCCACAUCCAAUGUACCCCUCGUCGGUCUCCCUACAGGCAACUCGAUGGCGUCCAUUUCUUCACAGCAGGGGGCUACUCCUCCUCUCCCACCCAUGAAUCCCCGCCGUCGCCGUGGCACCCAGACCAUUCUCAGUGCCUUCAAAUCCGAUAAACCUGAGUCCCGGAUAUCUUCUCCAGCCCCCAGCAUUUCUGAUGAGCAGAGCUACUUCCCUGAUGAUGAGAAGCGCCCACGCUCCCGCAACCGUCUGCGCAAGACCUCCAGCGAAGGUGGCAACCUUCAUGGAAGAGCCCGUCUGGAAGCCAUGGCUAGCCCAGCCCCUGCUGUUCCUCAAUACCCACCCCCCGCAAUCCCCGUGGAUGGUGGCAUGUUCUAGCAAACCAGCCGGCCUUUAACUCCCGUUCUCUCGUUUGUGGUUUCCACUAUCAUGCGUCUUUGUCUCGGUACAUUGCCGCAUAUUCCAUCCAUCUCGUUCUUUCCAUCGUCCAUCCGUGAGCUGAAUUCCACUUUUUCUGGAUAUUUGUUUAUUUUCCUUUUCAUUUGAACUGUUCAUGACUAUAUACCACCUGAUGCAUUUUCCCGAGCGUCUACUAUCUACCUGUCAUUAUACACUAUGCCAUUUCGUCUUGUCUUCGACUUUUGUUCGUUUGAUCACAUUUUUCUCGAGCGGGGGAGCAACUAGUAUAGCUGUACAAUGGUGCGAAAAAUUAAUACCAAUUACUUGAAGCAUUUCUGCAUUCAACUAUCAUUUUCUCGUGUCCGCAAACAAUAAAUCCCUUGGCAAUACGAGUGCUUGUCGAG
Messenger RNA from Penicillium brasilianum, 4733 nucleotides. Lineage: Eukaryota; Fungi; Ascomycota; Eurotiomycetes; Eurotiales; Aspergillaceae. The record is from the annotation of a GenBank genome assembly.